Drosophila melanogaster (fruit fly) is the source of this 857-nucleotide messenger RNA. RefSeq names its product corona (gene cona). The transcript has 4 exons. The coding region runs from base 95 to 718 and encodes 207 amino acids. Lineage: Eukaryota; Metazoa; Arthropoda; Insecta; Diptera; Drosophilidae. The record is from RefSeq and is marked reviewed.
UACGUCAAAACAGAAAUUUCGCCAAAACUUGAAUAGAACGUUGCGACAAUUAUUAUUACAGUUAAACAAAUUGUUAUCCAAAACUACAUGAGCAAUGGGUAGUAACCAAGAUUGGAACAAGGAAGACUCCAAAACUGAGGUCCCACCUGAGGAAGAUGACCAAGUGACAGCAUACAUUGAGAAAUCAGUGGCCCAAUUGGGCUCCGAAAAUGAUCACCGUACCGCGCUGGUCGAUGAAAAGAAGAAGGAGUUGGAUGUCCUGAUUGCCGAGAAGUACACCACUUUGAACGACUUAACCCAUGUCACCAAUUCCCAGAAUCUUGUGGACGACAUCCACUUUCUGCAUACGAAGAACGCCAAGAUCCUGGAGAGCCUCAAUCAGGCGGUCACCGCCAAGAGAAACGUCUCCCAGGCCUACGAUGACCAUUGCAAGAAGGCGCUCAAGGUCAAGGCCGAGAUGCAGGAGCAGACGAAAUGCUUCGAUGAGUUCACCGUGAUGAACUACCACGAUCUAAAGAAGACCAUACUUAACACCAAGAAAGAAACGCAAGAAAUUCGCGCUAAGACGGCUUUAAAGACCGAGGAGCUCAAAAAGAAGCGAGAAUUUGUUAACACCACCCAAAAGUCAAUGGCUAAUGAUAUCCGUGUUCUAGGCCAGAUCGAACAUGACCUCAUUGGGAUAAUCGAAGACUUAAAAUCCAAAAUUUCUGCAAUUUAAGUACAGGAAAACAAAUAACACUUGAACAAUCGCCAAAGGUGCAUUGGAAAAUACGGUCGUACCUCAUCUUCCAAAAAAUAAUCCUUAAUAUUGCUGCGUUUUCCAAAUAAUUUGACAAAUAAAGUACUUUUUAUUCUGU